Messenger RNA from Sarcophilus harrisii (Tasmanian devil), 3629 nucleotides. It is a transcript of the gene GULP1, whose product is annotated as GULP PTB domain containing engulfment adaptor 1. The transcript has 14 exons. The record is from RefSeq and is a predicted model, not a curated record. NCBI's taxonomy places the organism in Eukaryota, Metazoa, Chordata, Mammalia, Dasyuromorphia, Dasyuridae. Bases 367 to 1323 code for a protein of 318 amino acids.
GGAUAGAGUGAGGAGGAAGGAGGGAGGGGAAAGCGAGUGGGGGGUCCUGAGUCCGGCUGGGUGCUGACGUAGAGAAACUUUCUCAGCCGCUGAUGAGGAAGAAUAGGCUGAACUAGAACCGCAGAGCGUUGAAGAACUACUCUCCCUAGACCCCGGUGCGUUUGGCGGGACCACCAGACAUCACUUUGUAAGUCACAUGCGAUAUUGUAUGAAAAAUACAAGAGAGUACAACACUGGGAAAAUGCUGCUAUCAAAUGUGAUAUAAUCUAUAUAACUAACAUCUGGUAUCUCAUAUCCAGUUGAAUUGGGCAUACUCAGGGUAAAGUAAAAGAAAAUCAAGCAUUUAUUUGGCUGUGCCUCAUCAUCAUGAACCGUGCUUUUAGCAGGAAGAAAGAUAAAACAUGGAUGCAUACUCCUGAGGCUUUAUCGAAACACUAUAUUCCCUAUAAUGCAAAGUUUCUUGGCAGUACGGAAGUGGAACAGCCCAAAGGUACCGAAGUUGUGAGAGACGCGGUUAGAAAAUUAAAGUUUGCAAGACAUAUCAAGAAAUCUGAAGGCCAGAAAACUCCUAAAGUUGAAUUACAAAUAUCAAUUUAUGGGGUAAAAAUUCUAGAACCAAAAACAAAGGAAGUCCAGCACAAUUGCCAGCUUCAUAGGAUAUCAUUUUGUGCAGAUGAUAAAACUGACAAGAGGAUAUUUACUUUCAUAUGUAAAGAUUCUGAAUCAAAUAAGCAUUUGUGCUAUGUAUUUGACAGCGAAAAGUGUGCUGAAGAAAUAACUUUAACUAUCGGUCAAGCCUUCGAUCUGGCCUACAGGAAAUUUCUAGAAUCUGGAGGAAAAGAUGUUGAAACAAGAAAACAGAUUGCAGGGUUGCAAAAAAGAAACUUAGUGUUCUCAUGUGACUUUGCUUCACUUCCUGAUGCUUCUCAUGGGGAUCAGAGCAGCAGAAGGAGCAGAUGCUGGAUACAAGAACUAGAAACUGAGAAUACAGAACUCAAAAAUAAAGUCCAGGAUUUGGAAAAUCAACUAAGAAUAACUCAAAUAUCAACAUCUCCAGCAGCCAGUGUGACACCUAAAUCACCUUCCACUGACAUCUUUGAUAUGGUUCCUUUUUCUCCCAUAACACCUCAGUCAACAACACCUACUCGCAAUGGUACACAGCCUCCUCCAGUACCUAGUCGUUCUACAGAGAUAAAACGGGACCUUUUUGGAGCAGAACCUUUUGAUCCUUUUAAUUGUGGAGCAGGUGACUUCCCUCCUGACAUUCAAUCAAAAUUAGAUGAGAUGCAGCGCCAGAGAUGGAGGGGUUCAAAAUGGGACUAACUCUUGAAGGCACGGUAUUUUGUCUCGAUCCAUUAGAUAGUAGGUGCUGAUACCAAGAACAAGAGAUCCUGACUCUUGUAUGACAUUCUUUUUAUCAUUAUUAUUAUAAUGUGUAAUAUAAUUAUUAUCCAUGUGCCAAAAAUUUUUAUUUUUAGACAUGUUAACUUCUAUGAGAUAUGCUUCAGUAAGACUUCAAUACAGAUGCAUUGUUGACCUGUAAAAUUGUAAAAAGCCACAUCUGCAUGUGAGCUAUUCAUUAAGUUACACUAUUAUGUUCCUUUCUGUUUCGGUUGGAGAUAAAUUUAUACUACUAAAGAAGAGAGAGUUUCCUAAUUCUUCUAUUUCUGGGUUAUAAGUUACUACCUUUGAAAACUACAUUAACUUUUCUCAGUUCACUAGAAUAUUGUUGAAUUCUAACUCAAAUGUUACUGAAUACAUUUUUCCUGGUAGUUGGAAAGAAAAAAGAAAGUGUCUAACUGAAAACUCAGGACUAAUCUAGGCCCUUGAAAAAUCUGACUCUGACUAUGUCUAAGUGAUACACAUGUUUGCCAAUUCAGUGGAAGAUAAGCAAAAUGAUUACUUGAUUAUAUGAGAGCCCAAAAGAAAUGGUUUAGAUUUAUAGUUAGCUUUUAUGACAUUAUAUAGUUAUAACCAAUUAUUUUACAUAUCAAACCUAUGAAAUUUUCAUGAAUCAUGAGCCCUAUUUGUCAUUAUGUCUAUUAGCUGCUUUUCAUAUCACUGGAAAAUUUUACACCUUGAAAUUAAUGACUUCAGAACACUAACUUUCAGACAGAUGAAAUGAUUAAUGAAUAUUAAUUGAGAAGAUAAUAAAAAUGAAUGUAUUUAGAAUAUGUAGUAGUAUAUAUAGAUACCAGGUAACUCCAAUGAUUAUAUUCAAUUGUUUACUUUGUUUCUUUUUUAUUUUAAAAGUAAAAUUUGAAUCAAGAUCUAAGAAAAUAUAGAAAAUCAUUUAAAAAUAUCAUCCUAUUUCAAAUGAAAGCAGUGAUAUUAAAAAGCAUAUAUGCCUUUCUAAAUUGAUAAUAGAGAGAAAAUAUAUUUGAAGAUAGAGUCUGCAUAUAUUUACAACACAUUGUACCUGUAUUUACUUUACAAAGCAUUUUUCUGCACCAAAGUAAUAUGUGUCUUAUUGGAAUAUAUUCCCUUGAAAAUGGUAUUGAAUUUGAUGCCCAGCACAGUGCCUUGCACGUCACAGGCAUUUUUAUAUGUAUUUGUUGAAUUGAACUGACUUUCAAAUACUUAAUUUGAUAUUCCAUAGUUAGUACUGGUAUUUUAGCAUCUAUGAGAAUCAUUCUAUAUGAGUAAUUAUUAUUAGCAAGAUGAUGUGACCAAAUUUCACUUUAACCUGAUUUUUAAAAAAAAUAGAAAUCAUUAUGUAUAGACAUGUAAGUUGUUUCUGCUAGUGUCAGAGUAUAACUGACAGCUAUUUUGUAUUUCAUUAAUCAUUAACAUGAGCAUUAAAAAAUUAUUUAAUUUCAUUCAUGAUUCAGUUAUGACCUUGUUCCUUGAAAAUAUUUUUAUUAGAGACUUACACUUGCUUAAAAUAUAUAGUAACUAUAAUAAAGUAAUAUCCUAAAAAUGUCUUAAUUAGGUUUCCCCUAAUACAGGUUUUACUCCAAAAUAACUUAAAAGAUUUGAUGACUUAGAAAUAGAUGGGUAGGGAGGUAUAAGUCUUCUCCCUAAAAAAGGUUUUCUUUUUGGAUUCAUGAACAUAUGCUUUUGUUCUAUAUUCUAGUUUAAAUUUAAUCUGGGAAAACAUCAACUAUGUUCAUGCAGCAUCACAUUUCUUUGAGUUGUUUAAUGUUUGACCAUGUAUAUGAGUCUUCCUCUUUUCUAUAUUGUGUUCACAUGUAUCACUAAUUCUAGAGUAGUAUAUGUUUCAUAAAAAGAUGUCUUUAUAAUUGUGUUUGUCAUAUAGUAUUUUGCAAUUUGUACAAUAAGGAUGUUUAGUAGCCAUAUCUUAAUGGCUUUUUUAACAGAUAGAAUUUGUAUUUUUAUUGUACUUUAAAAAGCUUUAUGUAAUAGGCAUAUAUUUAGUGUCCAUUUACUAUCAAUGAUAACACAAUACAGUACUAAGAUGAUAUUUGCACAUGUAAAGAAAUUUUUCUUUACAGAUUUUUUAACAGUAAUCAGGUAUGAAAAUGGCAUGAUUAAUACAUAACUGAUCAUUCAGUUAAAAAUGCUUAAUUUAGCAGUGCAUUUUUAAUGAAAGAUUUGGUUGAAAAUGUAUAUCUUUGUAAUCUCAAUGGUAUGUUUAAUUUUGCCACAAAUAAAUGUUUUUAAGUAAA